Penicillium brevicompactum is the source of this 1359-nucleotide messenger RNA. Its product is annotated as transmembrane amino acid transporter protein-domain-containing protein. Gene Ontology annotation, molecular function: amino acid transmembrane transporter activity. The coding region runs from base 1 to 1359 and encodes 452 amino acids. Gene Ontology annotation, biological process: amino acid transmembrane transport. The record is from RefSeq and is a predicted model, not a curated record. The transcript has 6 exons. Gene Ontology annotation, cellular component: vacuolar membrane. NCBI's taxonomy places the organism in Eukaryota, Fungi, Ascomycota, Eurotiomycetes, Eurotiales, Aspergillaceae.
AUGGAAAAUGCCAUUGAAGCCGACGCAGGCUCAGCAAAAGAGCCGUCCAAGCCUCUUGACACUAUCUCCAUGACAGAAGAUGCAGUCUUUGGUGUUGGAGGCCUGGGAGCGAUAGCUCUUAUUAUGAAGACCCAGUUUGGGCUCGGUGUGCUUUCAAUACCCAAUGUAUUCGACUCUCUGGGCAUGAUCCCAGGAAUAAUAUGUGUCAUAGCUAUUGCAACGGUGACCACUUGGUCAAACUAUGUGAUCGGCGUCUUCAAGCGAAAUCACCCCGAAGUAUACUCUAUCGACGAUGCGGGCGACUUGAUGUUUGGCCGAGUGGGACGCGAGAUAUUAGGCUUCAUGGUUUGUGUUUACUGGAUUUUCUGUUGUGGCUCUGGAUUAUUGAGCACAUCGAUUGGAUUGAAUGCCGUGUCCUCACAUGGAACUUGCACUGCUGUCUUCGUUGCAGUCUCUGCGAUUGCUUCCUUUAGUGUGGCCAGUAUUCGCACGCUUGGCAAGAUUAAGUGGACCGCUUGGGCUGGAGUUGCAUCUGUUUUCAUUGCCGUGAUGAUUACCACGGUCGCGGUAGCUCUUCAGGAACGGCCUUCAGCUGCGCCAGAUACAAAGCAAUGGGAAUCUGACUACAAGCUUGUUGGAAACCCAUUUUUCACGAAGGCAAUUUCGGCAGUCGCUUCUACCAUAUUUGCUUACGCUGGUACUCCUGGAUUCUUCCCUAUCGCAGCAGAAAUGCGUGAUCCUUCACUGUAUACAAGAUCGCUGAUUGUUUGUCAAUCUGCUAUAACUGCCAUAUACAUCUCGAUUGGGACAGUGAUUUAUAUCUACUGUGGCUCUUACGUUUCUUCCCCGGCUCUUGGUUCUGCCGGAACUCUUAUUAAGAAAGUCUCAUAUGGCAUCGCCCUUCCGGGUCUUGUGGUCAGCACGGUUAUUGUCUUACAUUUCUCAAGCAAGUACCUCUUCGUCCGCAUUUUACGGGGCUCGGAGCAUCUCACAGCCAACUCAAUUAAGCAUUGGGCAACUUGGCUGGGCUGCACGUUCGCUAUAACUACUUCCUCUUAUUUGAUUGCCAGUGGGAUUCCAAUAUUCGGUGAUCUCAUCUCUCUCAUAGGCGCUCUUCUUGGAACUUUCAUGUCUUUCCAGCCGAUGGGCUGUAUGUGGUUAUACGAUAAUUGGAAGAGUGGUCGCGAGCAGCCGAAACCGAAGUGGAUCUUUCUGUCGGCCUGGAAUGUGUUAAUUAUUUUUGGAGGGACCUUUUUGAUGGUCGCUGGAACAUAUGCAUCGGUGGUCAACAUUAUUGCUUCUAGCAAAGCAGCGUCUGGUGCCUCUGCAUGGUCGUGUGCUGAUAACUCUAAUUCUUGA